AUGUCCGCAGCAGCACCUGCCGCUGCGCCACUGGCACGAGGCGGCCCGUCGCAGAACGCCUUCAAGAACGCAGACAAGCCCGACGAAGUGCGCAGGUCCAACCUGUCCGCCGCCAAGGCCGUUAGCGAUGCCGUGCGCACCUCGCUCGGCCCCAAGGGAAUGGACAAGAUGAUCCAGACGUCCAACGGCGAGGUCGUGAUCACCAACGACGGCGCCACCAUCCUCAAACACAUGGCCGUCAUGCACCCUGCUGCACGCAUGCUCGUCGAGCUCUCGCAGGCGCAGGACGUCGAGGCCGGCGACGGCACCACCUCGGUCGUCGUUGUAGCCGGCAGCCUGCUCGGCGCGGCUGAAAAGAUGCUCAACAAGGGCAUCCACCCCACCAUCAUCGCCGAGUCCUUCCAGAAGGCCGCCACCAAGGCCGUCGAGUUCCUCACCGACAUCUCGACGCCCGUCGAGCUCAACGACCGCGAGUCGCUCCUGCGCGCCGCCAGCACCAGUCUCAACUCCAAGAUCGUCUCGCAGUACUCGUCCGUCCUUGCGCCCAUCGCCGUCGACGCCGUCACCCGCCUCGUCACGCCCGGCGCCCAGUCCAGCAACAAGACGGCCGCCGCACCAGCAUCCGCCUCGACCAUCGACGGCGCUCCGCCCGUCCGCGCCUCGCGCUCGGCGGAUGCGCAGGACAAUGUGGAUCUGCGCGACAUCCGCAUCGUCAAGAAGGUCGGCGGCACCAUCGACGACACGGAGCUCGUCGAGGGCCUCGUGCUGGCGCAGAACGUCGUGUCGGGCAGCGGCGGCCCCACGCGCAUGGAGAAGGCCAAGAUCGCCGUGUGCCAGUUCCAGCUGAGCAGCCCCAAGCCGGACAUGGACAACCAGAUUGUGGUGAACGACUACCGCCAGAUGGACAAGAUCCUCAAGGAGGAACGCCAGUACCUGCUCAACAUGUGCAAGAAGAUCAAGAAGACCGGAUGCAACGUGCUGCUCAUCCAAAAGUCGAUCCUGCGCGAUGCGGUCAACGAGCUGGCGCUGCACUUCCUCGCCAAGCUCAAGAUCCUCGUGGUCAAGGACGUGGAGCGCGACGAGAUCGAGUUUGUGUCCAAGACGCUUGGUGCCAAGCCGAUCGCCGACAUCGAGGCCUUCACCGAGGACAAGCUGGCUUCGGCGGAGCUGAUCGACGAGGUGCAGCAGAACGGCGCGCGCGUGGUCAAGAUCACCGGCAUCAAGAACAUGGGUCGCACCGUCAGCAUCCUGUGCACGGGUGCCAACUCGCUGGUGCUCGAGGAGAGCGAGCGCAGUCUGCACGAUGCGCUGUGCGUGGUGCGAUGCCUGGUGAAGAAGAAGGCGCUGAUCGCGGGCGGCGGUGCGCCCGAGGUGCACGUGUCGCGUCUGCUGGCGCAGCACUCGCAGACGCUCAAGGGCAUGGAGGCAUACUGCUUCCAGGCGUACGCCGAGGCGCUCGAGGUGAUCCCCACGACGCUCGCCGAGAACGCGGGUCUGAACCCGAUCAGCAUCGUGACCGAGCUGCGCAACCGCCACGCGCUGGGCGAGCGCACGGCGGGCAUCAACGUGCGCAAGGGCCAGAUCACCAACAUCCUCGAGGAAAACGUGCUGCAGCCGCUGCUCGUCAACACGAGCGCCAUCGAGCUCGCCACUGAGACCGUGGCGCUGCUGCUCAGGAUCGACGACUACCAUCUGUCGCGCUGA
Messenger RNA from Moesziomyces aphidis, 1704 nucleotides. NCBI's taxonomy places the organism in Eukaryota, Fungi, Basidiomycota, Ustilaginomycetes, Ustilaginales, Ustilaginaceae. The record is from the annotation of a GenBank genome assembly.